AUAACCUGGCCGGAAGCCAGCGACAUACCCACCUCACCCGCCUGCCGCCUGCUCUUCCUCUUCCCCACAACUUCCAAUUCUGCCUUCUGUCUCGCCCUUCCUCUUCUCAGAUCCGCGGGCUCCUCGUCGUCGUGAUCCAUCCAUCAAUCCUUCCCGCGCGUCCACACGCCAUGAUCGCCGCGCCUCCGAUGACGCAAGCCCCGGCGCCGGCUGCAGCGACAGCCGGGUUCCGUCGGCCCGCCUCCCGCCGGACGGUGCGGUGCGCGGUAGCCGUCGCGUCCGCGGCGCCGGCCGGCAGGUGCACGCUCUACGAGGUGCUGGGGCUGCGCGCCGGCGCGACGGGCGGCGAGAUCAAGGCAGCGUACAGGCGCCUGGCGCGGGAGCUGCACCCUGACGUCGCCGGCUCGCCCGGCGACGGCUUCAUCCGGCUACACGACGCGUACGCCACGCUCGCCGACCCGGCCGCCCGCGCGCGCUACGACCGUGACGUCGUCGCCCAGGCCUACGCGCAGCCGCCCGCGGCCAGGCCGUCGCCGCACAGCUUCUGGGGCCGGCCUCGCCGCACCUGGGAGACCGACCAGUGCUGGUAGUGCUAGAUCCAACCUCGUCUCGACCGGCAGCUUGGGACCUGUGAAUACCGCCCUAGCGCCGCCCGCACCGCACUCCUUGGCCCCUCACCUGAGUUUUUUUUACUACGGUGAACACCCCGUGCGCCUGUGCACAUCUAACCCAGCGGCAUCCUCUCUUCUGCCGUUCUCAAUGAGUAGAAUUAAUCUUCGCAACAAUGCGAUCAAUCCCAGGAUCAGAAUUUGAAGAAAUCGGACUGUGCCCUUGAAAAUGCAAUGUGUUCA
Molecule: messenger RNA, 851 nt
Organism: Lolium rigidum
Lineage: Eukaryota; Viridiplantae; Streptophyta; Magnoliopsida; Poales; Poaceae
Product: chaperone protein dnaJ 11, chloroplastic-like
Exons: 1
Coding region: 171-590 (139 amino acids)
Source: RefSeq, a predicted model, not a curated record